GGCGGUGUGGCCGCUGCGGCUGCGACGCAGACCGGAGCGACGCCGCCGGGCUUUGUGACGAAGUGUCGCCGGGCGCCAUGGCCGAGCCCCCGGCGUUUCUCUCCGCACAGGACGUGGGAUCAUUUGCAUAUCUCACAAUUAAAGACAGAACACCACAGAUCUUAACCAAGGCAAUUGAUACAUUGCAUCGCCACAGAAGUGAAUUUUUUGAAAAGCAUGGAGAGGAAGGUAUGGAAGCAGAAAAGAAAGCAAUUUCUCUUCUUUCUAAGUUACGGAAUGAAUUGCAAACAGAUAAGCCCAUCCUCCCCUUAGUGGAUGACUGUGCUGAUGCUGAUCUAUGGAAUAAGUACCUGGAAGAUCAGCAGAGUCUCUUGAGUGAGGGUGCUGGGAAAGCGCGCUGGUUCUACUCCCCGUGGCUCUUUGUGGAAUGCUACAUGUACCGCCGAAUUCACGAAGCGAUUAUCCAGAGCCCACCAAUCCAUGACUUUGAUGUAUUUAAAGAAAGCAAAGAAAGAAAUUUCUUUGAGUCACAGGAAUCUGUCAUUGCUCUAUGUACGCACUUGCAAGAGUCGCUGAGACCAGUGGAAGACCCAGAUGACGAUCAGCUGAAAAAGGAGUUUUUUAAACUUCUGCAGAUCUCGCUCUGGGGGAAUAAGUGUGACCUGUCUCUGUCGGGGGGAGAAAGUAGCUCCCAGAAGAUCAAUGUCAUAAGCGUUUUGGAAGACCUAAAGCCAUUCAUUUUAGUGAAUGAUAUGGAACAUCUUUGGUCAUUGCUUAGUAAAUGGAAGAACACAAGAGAAAAAGCGUCCACAGUUAGAGUGGAUAUUGUUCUGGAUAAUUCUGGCUUUGAACUUGUUACAGAUUUAGUAUUAGCUGACUUCUUGUUGACCUCUAACUUGGCCACUGAAAUUCAUUUUCAUGGAAAAACUAUUCCCUGGUUUGUUUCAGAUACUACUAUACAUGACUUUAACUGGAUAAUUGAACAAAUGAAACAGAGUAAUCACAAGUGGAUGUCCAAGUGUGGGGCUGAUUGGGAAAACUACAUUAAGACAGGUAGAUGGAUUUACAAAGAUCAUCUAUUUUGGACUCUGCCUCACCCAUUCUGUGCCAUGCCUGAGGUUGCCCCUGACUUAUAUGCUGAACUACAGAAGGUAUGCUUAGUUUUAUUCAAGGGUGAUUUGAAUUACAGGAAGUUGACAGGUGACAGAAAAUGGGAGUUUACAACCCCAUUUCACCAGGCUCUGCGUGGCUUCCACCCUGCACCCCUGUGCAGCAUCCGCACGCUGAAGGCUGAGAUUCAGGUCGGCCUGCGGCCUGGGCAGGCUGAGGAGCUCACAGCUUCCGAGCCUAACUGGCUGACCACUGGCAAGUUUGGCAUCUUUCAGUUUGAUGGUCCGCUCUGAAUCAGCUCAGGAGCUGCUCUUGUGUAGAAAGAUGUGAGAGCCCCUCCCACCCUGUCCAAGCAGGGCGUGGGUCUGUUCCCUUGGCUGGGGGAAGCCCAGUGUCACAGCUGUCAUUUGCUGGCCUCCACGGUGGUGGGGGGGGUUGUUUCCUUAGACAGACUGCUUGAAUAGAAUGUUUUAAGCCAGUUGCUCAUAUUUCUGUUGGAAUUUGUUACUAUCUCAAGAUAAGUGCCCAAUUUUAUAUAGUUUGAAUGCAUUUACUUUUAAUUGGGUAGAAUGCAAAAUGUAAAUGAGUUCUGCCUUAUUAGUUAGCUAACCUUGCUUUUUCCCUAAACAGUAGACUGCAUGGUAUUUAUUAUCUCAGGAAGCAAAGAAUCUUAUUUAACUUAAAUUUGGGCUCUUGAAAUAAUGGCUCAGUGAAAACAUACAUUUUGAUGACUCUUUGUAAAGAGGCAUUUCUGCAACUGUGAUGCUUGAAUACAUAAAAAAAUAAACUUACCUCAUAAGUGAAUUAUAACUUCUUGCACUAUAUUCCAUUUUAAUAACCUGUUUUAUUUGCAGACAUUUGUAUUUUUUUUUAAUAUUUUUUGUUCAUUUAUUUAUUUGAGAGUGAACAGACAGAGAGAGAAUGGGUGUGCCAGGGCCUCCAGCACUGCAAACGAACUCUAGACGCGUGCACCCCCUUGUGCAUCUGGCUAACGUGGGUCCUGGAGAAUCGAGCCUCGAACGGGGGUCUUUAGGCUUCACAAGCAAGUGCUUAACCGCCAAGCUAUCUCUCCAGCCCGACAUUUGUAUUUUGAUUGACAUGUGAAAUGAAUGUUAGGAAACAAAAAAUUGAAUAGUGAAAUAGUAUUUGAUGAAAUGUGUUAUCUUUUACAUACUAGAUAUGAUGGUAAGUGAGUUAUUACUGUGCAAGUAUUUUAAAUGAGCCAAUUUUUAGUUAGCAGUUUUAGAAAAUGUCAUAGAUAGAAAAGAUUAUUAUGCAUUGAAUUUAGAUACUGCCAAUCAUAAGUUUACUGUUUAUAUUAUACUUUUAUUGGUCAUUACCACAGUUAUUAAACACUAAAAAUUCAUGUCUGUUUUGAAACUGAAAUUGGAAAUAAACUUGGAAAUGUUUUCUUGCACUGGAAUAAUAAAAUGAAUUUUUACUGGAAAA
This is a messenger RNA of Jaculus jaculus (lesser Egyptian jerboa), 2559 nucleotides long. It is a transcript of the gene Dcph1, whose product is annotated as acidic residue methyltransferase 1. Gene Ontology annotation, cellular component: cytoplasm; nucleus. NCBI's taxonomy places the organism in Eukaryota, Metazoa, Chordata, Mammalia, Rodentia, Dipodidae. The record is from RefSeq and is a predicted model, not a curated record. Gene Ontology annotation, molecular function: phosphatase activity. The transcript has 5 exons. Gene Ontology annotation, biological process: DNA damage response. The coding region runs from base 78 to 1403 and encodes 441 amino acids.